Molecule: messenger RNA, 3645 nt
Organism: Bradysia coprophila
Lineage: Eukaryota; Metazoa; Arthropoda; Insecta; Diptera; Sciaridae
Gene: drpr
Product: multiple EGF like domains draper
Molecular function (GO): scavenger receptor activity; protein binding
Source: RefSeq, a predicted model, not a curated record
UUUAUAUUAUAGCUCAUUUCAGUUCUUCAGUUUAGUUGAUUUGAGAUACUCGCGUUUGAAUCACACGAAAAUUCAUUUCUUUUCCAUUGGCUUGUUUACUAAAUACAUUUUUUUUGUGUGGGCAUAGCCUAUGAAAGGUGAAAUAUCCGUGACAAUGGUUUCCAAAUCCAUCAUACAAAAUAAAUAAUUGAAAUUGAUUUUGCGUUGCAUUAAAAUAGUAAAAAUAAUAAAAUGUGAAAGUAUUUUGCUGUAAAAUAAUUUAAUUUAAAGUGCUUUUAGUUAACUAAGUUCGUAACGAGUGAAUAGUUUUAUUUAAAUUAAUUUUGUUUUUUAAAUUUGUAUAACAAACCAACAUGAAGUUCAUUUUGGGUAUUAGUUUGGUAUUAAUUACGUUAACAACAUCGAUAAACGCAGACUCAGAUGUAGAACUCACAGGACCGAACGUGUGCAAGAAAUUAGAAGACUACAUACUAGAAGUUGUGAUAACUGAAAAACAGGCGUAUCAAGAACGAGAAAGUGUCUGGUGCUGGAGUGUACCGCCAAGAUGUUCAAAAUAUCGAAUCAAAUUUCGCACCGUCAAUAAAACACAAAACUUAACUAAAUCAAGAGUCGUCAAGGAAUGUUGUGCUGGUUACGGGAAAAACAAGAAAGGCGAUAUGUGCAUACCAAUUUGUACAGAAUGUAAGCAUGGUGAAUGUGUUGCACCUGAAGUGUGUCGAUGUGAUCCGGGAUUCGGAGGACCUGCUUGUGAUAUCAAUUGCCCGACGGGAUUCUGGGGACGUGAAUGUUCGAAGCGGUGUGAUUGCUUGAAUAAUUCAACUUGUGAUCAAGCUACAGGGGUUUGCAAUUGUGCCAAAGGAUUUAUUGGUGAAAAAUGCGAAAAUAAAUGUUCGCCUGAUCGUUUCGGUUUGAAUUGUACUGAAACAUGUCGCUGCAAAAAUGGAGGCAGUUGUCAUCACAUAUCUGGUAGCUGUAGCUGUGCUGCCGGUUUUACAGGACCGCUCUGUGACGAAACAUGUCCGGAAGGAAAGCACGGUGAAGAAUGUGGACAAGAAUGUAAGUGCCAAAACGAUGGUAAAUGUGAUCCCCAGAAUGGAAAGUGUGAUUGUCCGGCUGGCUGGACUGGUGAUGUUUGUGCAAAUCGCUGUCAACCUGGAACUUAUGGUGUUAAUUGUGGAAAUGUUUGUGAAUGUUAUAAUGGUGGUUAUUGUCAUCACGUUACCGGUGACUGUGAAUGCGGACCAGGAUUUACCGGUUCGAAAUGUCUGGACAGUUGCCCGAGCAAUACGUUCGGUUUCAAUUGCAGCGAGACUUGUCGUUGUAAGAACCAAGCGAAAUGUGAUCAAUCAGAUGGCAGUUGCACUUGCACGAAAGGCUGGACUGGUGUUGACUGUAGUGAGCGAAACUGCCCUGACAAUAUGUACGGACCUGACUGUAAAAAUACCUGCGAAUGUUAUGCAAACAACACCGAUAUGUGCCAUCCAUGGACUGGUGAAUGCGAUUGUAAAGCGGGAUGGAGUAGCAGUAUUUGUGAUCGACCUUGUCCUUUUCUAACGUACGGCAAAAAUUGCCAAAUACCUUGUGACUGUAAGAACGGUGCUCAAUGCUCGCCCACUAAUGGAUCAUGUUCAUGUUCUCCGGGCUUCAAGGGAUCGAAUUGCGAAGAAACGUGCGAGGACGGUACGUAUGGUCAAGACUGUGCACAAACGUGUGAUUGCUUAAAUGGUGCUAAGUGCAGCACCGAGACGGGUCAGUGUUUCUGCACCGCUGGCUGGAUGGGACAUAAGUGUGACCGUCCAUGUGACGAAAAACAUUUCGGCAAAGAUUGUAAGCAAAUAUGCAAUUGUCAAAAUACAGGAGCAUGCAAUGCACAAGACGGUACAUGCACUUGUAGUCCGGGCUGGGUCGGUGAAACUUGUGACACAAAAUGUCAAUUCGGAAUGUUUGGCUAUAAUUGUUCGCAAAAGUGCGAAUGUGAUUUUGAUAAUGCAAUUUAUUGCGAUGGAGCCGAUGGCAGUUGUGUUUGUAAAGCACCAUGGGGAGAAAAUGGAACAGGUGUCAACUGUGAGACCCAAUGCCCGCCGGGCUUAUACGGAGAGAACUGUGAAAAGGAGUGCCUCUGCCUCAAUAAUUCAUCAUGCGAUCCAAAAACCGGUAAAUGUAUAUGCAGUCGCGGUUGGAUAGGAGACACGUGUGGUGAACCAUGUGCAGAAGGAUACUACGGACAUGGAUGCAAAGAAAAGUGUCCAAAUGUCGUGUACGGAAAUAAAUCUUGCAACCAUGUGACCGGUGAAUAUGUGUGUCGUCCCGGCUAUAUUGGCUUAACCUGUGAACAUCCAUGCCCGACUGGAACGUAUGGUCCACAUUGCAGUUUAAAAUGCAUGUGUGAACACGGUGCAGAAUGCAGUCAUAUUACUGGACAGUGUCAAUGUGCGCCCGGUUGGACGGGAUCUUCAUGCAAUGUUCCGUGUCCUGACGGAUAUUACGGCCAGAGUUGCAGUCAAACGUGUCGAUGUAAAAAUAGUGCUAAAUGUAGGAAGAAUGACGGCCAUUGCGUAUGCUUUGCUGGAUUUAUGGGAACGAAUUGUGAAGACGUAUGUCCAGAGGGAUACUACGGUCAACAUUGUCUCGGUGAAUGUGCUUGCAAAUCCGAUAAAUUUGUUUGUCAUGCUGCGCACGGUUGCAUAUGUCGGCAAGGAUUCACAGGCGAAGAUUGUAGUAAACUGAAACAUGACGCUCAAGAACAAGUGAAGGAAGAAAGUAAUUCUGCGGGUGUAGCAUGGGGAGUGACGGUCUCGUUGUUGCUCGUCGGAGUGAUAAUAUUCGUUCUAAUGUAUUACCGCCGGAGGAUUCGCGAUUUGAAAACCAGGGUGGCCGAUGUGGAAUUCCAUGCAAAUCCACAAACGCAACCAGAUCGCCACCACUUUGAUAAUCCAGUUUAUGCCUUCCAGACGACUAGCAAUACCGACAAUACACAAUUGUUAAAUAAUUUAAGGCCGAGCAAGCCGACGAAUUUGGAAAGGUAUAAGCUGGGAUUCAGUGAUACGGACUCGAAUGCUAGCAGUAGAGCUGGUACAUACUCAGUCAAUUUUAACACAGACACUAGCCAAAAGAACUACAAUGCUGAUAUGACAAAUCCAAAUGUUUAUCAAUUCAUCGACGAAAAUAAUGGAGAGCACGUGUAUGACGAGAUUGUGCAAAAGGAAGCAUAUAAGGAUCCAGAUGAAUACGAUCAUUUAGACUAUUCACGACCAGCCAGCUCAUUUAAACAACAUUACCAUCGAAUGAACGAUACGCUCAAUAUAACGCAAGAAGAACCGGAAGUCAAGGAAAACAAUCUGGGCAUAAACAAUUUGAAUGCGCCAGCCGAAUCACCAGUAGACAAUAAUAUACCCGGCUCGAGUGCGACUUUAAAUCACCGUGCUAUCGAUUAAAUUCUCAUUUAUAAUCAAUUUUUUAUCUCAAUUUUUUAUUAUCCUACACACAUCGACUUAUGUUAAUUAUCUAAAUGAAAGCAGAAAGAGAAUUGUUGUUUUUAAGUUUUAUGCAUUAGAGAAAAGAAUGGAAAUACAAAUUUUGUGAUUUUAAAUUAGAAUUACGAGAGAAAGUGUUUAGGUAAAUAAAUUGGAUGAUGUAAUUUUGUAA